AUGGUCACCCGCCUGGCGCCGCUUCUGCUGCUCGUCUUCGCCGGUUCUGUCGUCCCUGAUGAUGCACCGACCCUGCUCGUCUGUGACAUCACCGGCUGGCCGUGGCACCCGGAACGCGGAUGUAAGGGGGUGGACCGUAAACUCGUCCCCGUCAAUAAGACACGGCCGCUUGGCGACUGGGGAGUCGCGUUCAACGAAAGGGUCACCACUGCUGAUGGGAAAAAGUAUAGCAUCGCCUACGCUUGCGCUCUACACCCGCAGAAGCCCGACUACGCCAGAAGAGCAUUCCUGCCGUUCCGCGCGGAUGCUGGAAACAUGCUUGGAAACGGGAUCCGGACCGCUGGGCUGAAUGUGAAUCGGCUAACACGCAGAGUCAGAGCGUCGUCGACAAGGAUGGUGUUAUCAAGGGGGGAUCUGACUUUUGUCGAAGGCGCCAGGGAGAGCCCGGCCAUGGCGGAGCUGCACAACCUCUAUAUUGGCGGCCAGACUCAAUUGGGCUACGCCAAGUACUUCGACCGAGCUGCCGACUUUGUAUAUAAGGAUCAUUGGCUGCCGACAACGACGACCACCACCACGGAAGCCACGACCACCACCACGGAAGAGACGACCACGACGGAAGAGACGACGACCACGGAAGUGACCACCACCACGGAAGAGCCAACCAGUGUUACUGCUCCGUUGGAUACCGCCACGAACACCUCGCAGACGGCCGGCAAUGAAGAGAAAUCGGAGGACGACCCGACGAUGAUCAUCGUGGGCGUCGGCGUGGUUGUCGUGCUCGUCGUCGUCGUCAUCAUCAUUGUUGUCGUCCUGAAGGGAAAAGGCGGCGGCAAGAAGGGCAAGAAGGGCGACAAGACCAAGACCGAGUCGAACACGGAGAGCGGCGAGAACCCGCCGGCCCCUGACGCCCCUGACGGUAUGCCGCCCGUCGUGAUG
Messenger RNA from Mesorhabditis spiculigera, 936 nucleotides. Lineage: Eukaryota; Metazoa; Nematoda; Chromadorea; Rhabditida; Rhabditidae. The record is from the annotation of a GenBank genome assembly.